Molecule: messenger RNA, 513 nt
Organism: Strongyloides ratti
Lineage: Eukaryota; Metazoa; Nematoda; Chromadorea; Rhabditida; Strongyloididae
Product: Transposase, ISXO2-like domain-containing protein
Exons: 1
Coding region: 1-513 (170 amino acids)
Source: RefSeq, a predicted model, not a curated record
AUGGAAUGUUCAGAAUGUGGAGGAGCAACAACUUUUCAAAGAGCAAAGCUUCUCUUCAAAUGUACUAAGAAAAGCUGUAGAAAGAGCGUAAGUGCCAAGAAUGGAACUUUUUUUGGGGGCCAACGACUUCCUUUUGGUAAGAUUCUACACAUGGCUUACCUAUGGUUGUGUAGAACUCCAGUAACCUCAAUAAUGAGUCAAUGUGGACACAGUAGUGCUACUGUUUGCUUAUUUUUGAGCUAUUUCCGCCAACUUGUGGCGGAUGUCUUAGAAACCGAAGAAUGUGUUAUCGGUGGAGAAGUCAUCAUUGUGGAAAUAGAUGAAACCAAAAUAGGCAAACGGAAGUACCAUAGAGAGCACCCUGUAGAUAGAGUCUGGGUUCUGAGCGGUGUGGAAAAAACGACAGAAAGACGCGUUUUUGCUGUUCUUGUUGAAAAACGGGACAGUGAAACGCUUCCUGACGUCAUAAAAAAGCACGUCAAACCUGGCUUCAUCAUCCACACUGAUCUUUAG